Adelges cooleyi (spruce gall adelgid) is the source of this 1067-nucleotide messenger RNA. RefSeq lists its product as uncharacterized. The record is from RefSeq and is a predicted model, not a curated record. Bases 163 to 876 code for a protein of 237 amino acids. Lineage: Eukaryota; Metazoa; Arthropoda; Insecta; Hemiptera; Adelgidae. The transcript is spliced from 5 exons.
AACAUGAUAAUUGAUAAAUCAGUAGACUAGUUAAUCAAUUUCAGAAUCCAUACCUAAACUAUAUUUUCAGUUGAUAUUACGAACACAGUUUUUUGAAUGUACAUCAAAGCAAUUUUUUAGGGCUAAAAUACAGUACACAACUAAGCAUAUAAGCCGUGUAUAAUGUUAAAAACGUUUUUUGGAUGCUGCCAUUUGCGAACAGCCGUCAAAUGGAUCGCUAUAAUACAAUUGUUUAUUAUCGUGAUAAAGCUCAUCUUUCAAUUUAAUCUCCGACAAAAUAAUUUUGAUCAGAUAACCUACGACCAAGACUGCGAUGAGCAAUUAUCUAACUAUACAGCACAACCCAGGAUAAUGGAUUUACAAUGUUGGAAUAAUUCCAAAACUUUCCAAAUUAUUAUUAUUCCGAAUGAAAUAUUCAUGGAUUACAUAUACAUAUUGUUGGUAGCGUGGAAUUGCAUGAGCUUCUUUUUGAACUUAAGUCUGAUCCACGCCACCUAUAAAAUAGCGCCACAAAUGGUUUAUGCUUGGUUAACUGUGUAUUACGCCACCUUUGGAAAAAGUGUCGCAAUUCAAGUCAAAUUAAUUUUCAGCAGAACUCUGAAUAAAUACGAUCCUGUGGGAAUCUUAAAUUUGUGCUUGAUUUGCUUCGAAUUGUACGUAGUGCAAUCGUUUUAUCAUCAAGAAAAGCUAGCCUCAAUGAAUACAUUCGUCCAGUUGAAAUGGAAGUACCUACCGAAAAACAAAAUUCCACCAAAGACUGUGCGAAUUGCGGUUUCCAAUACUUCUAUAAUAGAAUCCGAAAACGAUAGUGAAACCUUACAAGACGACACCAAAGAAAUUCCAAUAUUCGUAAGGGCGAUGCAGCAAAAUCCAUGAGUCAAAUAUUGGUGAUAAAAAUACUCUAAAAAAUUGUAUACCUAUAUAAUAUUUGAAUACAUUAAUAGAUGUUGAAUUUAAUGUGCGCCAUAACAUAAUUAAUUAAUUAUAAUAUGCGUGUACUUACUGAAAAAAAAUUAUCAAAAUGUAAUAACAAUUGUUGGGUGAUAAAUCGACCCUUUUAUUAUGUA